This is a messenger RNA of Durusdinium trenchii, 1877 nucleotides long. NCBI's taxonomy places the organism in Eukaryota, Dinophyceae, Suessiales, Symbiodiniaceae. The record is from the annotation of a GenBank genome assembly.
UGAAGAAGGACGAAAACAUAGGAAGGUUUUGAGCCGUGCCUACGAUGCAUGUUCUCCAAAAGUUUGAUGUUUUUUCUUUCAUCGAAGAGAUUGCGCGCGCGCUCUUUUUUGUGGAGCGCGCUGUUUAAAACCUUUUGCCAAAACUGGUUGUAUGUUUGAGAAACUUGCACGCAAAACUUGUUGUUCUUCUUCAGCAAAACUGCAAGUUGUUUCUGCCUGUCUGGAUGCGGAGAGUGUUCCAUUGCGCCAGUCUUGAAUACAUCAAUAGUAACAAGAAGCUACUAGGUUGGAGGUCAUCGCUCUUAGCUUGGAGGCCAUCGCUACUAGUAACAGGAAGCUACUAGCGCUACCAGUAACCUCUUUCAAGGCUUUCAAACCUUUUUUCGGCUCAAAGUUCUGGUUGCAACCUCACAACCUGGCUGGACGAUAGUUUUCAAUGAGAUUUCUUUUCUUCCUUUCCGCGUGGCACCUAUGGGGUGCAACUGGCGAAGGUCUUUGUCAGGAGACGGAAUCCGCGAUGGAGUAUGAUGAAGAUAUUUUGGUCGAUAGCAUGAACACAGAACUCUUGCAGGUGAAGUUGGAACUGUCGAAAAAUCAGUUGGACACAGUAGAAACAACCACUACGGACGCAGAUGGGUCUCCAACAGAUGACGGUACAAACACAGAGUAUAUGGAUGAGGAAUGGAAGACGAACAGAUUGCGCAUGGCCAUCUCUAGUAGGUUGGAGGCAUUGCUAUUGAAGACUUGUGAAGACCAUUGCAAGUUCGUUGGUUCGGCCAUGUGGCAAUACGAUCCCGACUGUGGUGGCUGCAAGACUUCUUUGAUGCAAAAUUACGCAGCCCAGACACCGGGAGUUUGCGCAAGCUGGUGCCAGUAUGAGGGGCCUGCAACAUGGCAGUAUGAUCCAAAUUGUGGUGGCUGCACACAGACAGCGAUCGCAAACAGAAGUGCAGGCCCAGUGUGCCUCGCCUACUGCCAAAAUGUGGGAACAGCUGUUUGGCAGUAUAACCCCGACUGCCAGGCAUGCAAGCAAGUUCAAUUAACACAAGGUGGCAAAGGGGAGUGCAAAGACUACUGCCAGUAUGAGCCUUCAAAUGUCUGGCAAUAUGAUGCAAAUUGCGAUGGGUGUGUUGCCCCGUCGACGGCUUUGGCGCAAGCUAACUUGCAUGAUACGAAGAGGGCCGUGAGCAGCAGUCAGGUCUGCCAGGACUACUGCACCUACAUGGGCUCCGUGCUGUGGCAGUAUGAUCCAGAAUGUCAAGGGUGCAAACCGUCCCUUUUGACCAAGAAAGAAUGCAAAAACUAUUGCAAGCACGAGCCCUCGGAGGUGUGGAGCUACGAUGCCAGCUGCCAGGGCUGCACGCCUACGUUGAUGGAGAGCGAGGAGGGCGAGUGCCAGGAACACUGCCGACAGAUUGGGCCAGUCCUAUGGCACAAGGUCUCUGGAUGUGAUUCUUGCAAGAGCUCGCUGCUUCAGACCUGGGCCAAGGCAGAAGCUGGUCCAUGCCAGGAUUAUUGCCAGUAUGAAGGUCCUACUGCGUGGCAGUACGACCCCAACUGCCAAGGUUGUGGCCAAUCUUUGUUGAAGGUCAAUGCGACCACCAAGUGCAGCAGCUGGACUGGAGGGACAUGCAUCUUCUCGAAUUGCGAUGCCUCCCGAGGGCCAACGCAAUGCAAUUGGGCAAAAGCGUGCACCUGUCCGCAGAAUUUCUGUGCCAAUGAUCAAGGCAUUUGCAUCUUUGAUUUGGCAUCUGUUUGGCGUUGAGGCGGAGGCAGCUGAGGUGACCGAGAUGAUAGCGAUGUGAGAAAGUAGAAUGUGACAGUGAUGGCCUCCAACCUAAUAGCAAUGGCCUCCAACCUAGAAGCGAUGGCGUCCA